UCGUACCUGCGUUGGAUGAUUCCGUGUGUUUGUGUGUGGAGCAGAUAAGGGGAUCCCCCCUUGUUUCCAAAACGACAUGGAGAUGCUGAGAGACGUCAGGCAAUCCUACCACGACACAGAGAAGGGGAACAGAGGCGUGUCCCUGCCCAGUUUGAGCACCAGUGGCGGACACUGGGGUAAUGUGGAUCCCUCUCUGUCUGCUGGAUUACUCAGUGCCAGGACCUCCUGCCAACCAAUACCUCCAACAAACAGUAGACCGAGAACAAGAAGUGUGGUCGUAUCAUCCACUCCCUCGUAUUGCCUGCUGUCUGUGGCUGAGUCUACCCAGCUCAGCCAAUCAGCUCCGAGCGUCAUGGAACCCCUGCUGUGUUCAAACACCAUGAUGCAGGCCAGAGCACAUGUCCAGACUCGUCUGGGCUCUCAAAACAAUGUGACUGAAGUAAAUGAUCUCUUGCCAGCUCCGCACCCCCGGACACCGAAGCUCCUGGCACCCCUGGACAGCCGACUCAGAGACACCACAGCUCCGUUGGUGCUAAAGCAACACGUUCCGCUGAAGCCCAUCUCUCGUAGCCUCCUGUGCUCCAGGACCAGGUUGAGGAGAGAGCGGCUCUCCUGUGCCAAUCCACACAAUGGCCCUCUGAUUGCUAAGACUGACAGUGAGGAAACCCGAUCCAGCAGCACUAGCACCAGCAGCCACAGUUCCUUCAAUAUCGAGGAUGAAGAUGUUGACAGGAGUGACCGCAGUGCUUGUGGAGAUAGCAAUCCAACGCCUUUAGGGGACGUGCUUCUGCAGCAUUUGAAGGAUAUGGCCUCCACCAAGACUGAUCUUGCUGGAGAGAAAAGGCUGAAUGUGAGAGAUCAGUCAAGGAUCAAUGACGAUGAACUGACUCACAGAUCAAUUCGUGACUGCGAGGGAGGUCUUAACUAUCACACAAAGGACGUUCUGAGCACUGAAAGAGUCAUAAAAGCUUGUUGUGAAUACAACGUUACAAAUGUGAAUUUUACAAAAGAAUCCUUUGACAGCUUGUCCUUGAAAAUGGCGGAUUGUGCACGAAACGGAGAGUCUGCAGCUUCGCAUGUGGAAACCAUAAACAACGUACUACCUUUCACAUCUGACUCUGAGGAGGAAGAGGAGAGUGUGGACUUCACCACAAAACCUGACAUAGAGAUCAGCCAAUGCACUUUAAAUGAUAAUCAAGAUGGCUCCAUUGCAUGUUCAGAUUGGAAAUACAGAAAUAUACGAAAACCUCCGAAACAGACAAUAGAUUCUUCUACUGAAAAGCAUCAGCUAGAAAAAACAAUGGACGGGACAAAAAAAGCCAGCACGGCUGUGAGGAAAGCUCCAUACUUCACAGCAACUGCAAGUUUUAAUGUGUCUGAGAACACAUUCACAGCCUUAAAGCAUAUCCACAAUAACGAAAAAAGAACUGACACAAACCAUAAGCAGAACGCAAGUAUUCAAACUAACUAUUACCCCAAAAUACUGUCGCAAAAAGAUCAAAAUAAACCAAACGGGAACCAGUCCAAAGGUUAUCCAAGGUACCCCUCACUUUCUUCAAAAGUCACAGACAAAACCAGGGAAAGCCCUGAGCUCAUUGUUCGCAAAGAGAGCGCUGUAGCUAAAGUCAAAUCAAAGAUGAGACCAGCUAAAGGCGCUAAUUUCAACAUAAAUGUCCCAUCCUCCAAGAAGAAGACUGUCGAUUAUUCACCGAGCAAACGAGUGCACCCUGACAAGCAGAGCAGCAACAACACACAGCAGCACACCCCAGCUCGGGAGCUCAAAAGUGCCAGACAGGAGAAGAAACCCAAUGUUGCUGAUGAUAUUCCAAGGUCUAAGUCUGCUGUGGACCUCAUCACCUACAAAGACAUGUUUCAGCAGAUGCAGAGCGGGGAUGAAGGACCUGCCAUUUAUGAGAUGUUCGCAGGCCCUAUUUACGAUAACAUCAGAGCAUCCAGCUCCUGUGGGAGGCUCAAAGAAAGACAUGUACAAUCAGCUCCAUCAAGAAAACCACAGCAGAUCAACAAAGUCAAACACAAGCUUCUGAAGCCAACGCAGAGUAAGAUGAGGAGAAGUCCAGGAGAGAGUAUGGUGGUUUCUGCUAAGAGCAAAGCAAAACCUGUCCCCCCUAAGAUGAAACCACACCUCAUGCCUGUGUCAAGAAAGGGCAAUCACAAAACAAAGCAGACUGUUAGCACGCAGCCUGAGUUAGCACUUGCUAAAGAUGUUGGUACUUGUCCAAAGGGUGAUAAUGACAAAGAAGAAAUUUGCACGUUAUCGACUAUACAUGAGUCUAAACAUGGGACUGCCACAUUAAAAUCUCCUGACAAAACCCCGAUUACACAAAAGACACCCUCUCAAACUAAAAAUUCUAGGUACAUACAAACAAACUUGCUGGAAAUGGUGGUUAAACCUUCACCGGAAAGUCCAAACCAAUCGAAUUCUGAAGUACCUCAAAGCCUUCAACAACCGAAGAUCAACACAUGGACGUCGGACAGCAGCAGCAGCCACACCACUAUCUCACCUGUUUACCGGAAGUUUCUGGACGAGGUUGGAGAUGGGCCGCUGACCGAAGACCUCCUGCAGUGUCUGGCAGAGGAGCUAAUCUCCUUAGAUGAAAGGGCCUUAUCUGUGGGCCAGCUAUCAGAAAACCUGGAGCAAAGCAGGGAGGAGUCGAGCCAAGGGAAAGAUCCAAUAUCCAGGCAAAACCCGCUGCCUGAGGUUGUUUCAGCAGACUGCGGUGCCUUGUUUGGCUCCGGUUUUGCUGGGGAUCACUCCAUCACAUGGACAAAGGGUGAAGUACUCGGCAGAGGAGCCUAUGGCACAGUUUACUGUGGCCUGACCAGCCAGGGCCAGCUGAUCGCUGUGAAGCAGGUGAGCCUGGACUCCUCCGACCCCGAGGCCGCCAAGAAGGAAUACAAUCGUCUGCAGGGGGAGGUGGAACUGCUCAAAACCCUUCGACACAUCAACAUUGUGGGCUUCCUGGGGACGUCGCUCUAUCAGCAUGCAGUGUCCAUCUUCAUGGAGUAUGUUCCAGGAGGAUCGAUUGCGAGCAUCCUGCACAGAUUCGGCCCACUGCCCGAGAGAGUCCUGGCUCUUUACACUCAGCAAAUCCUUGACGGGGUGGCUUACCUUCACCUGAAUCAGGUCAUUCAUCGAGACCUGAAGGGAAACAACAUCAUGCUGAUGCCAACUGGAGUCAUUAAGCUCAUAGACUUUGGGUGUGCAAGACGUCUCAGCUGUCUGAAUCACACAGCGAGCAACAGCGGAGAUCUGCUGAAGUCGGUUCACGGCACCCCGUACUGGAUGGCCCCAGAGGUCAUCAACGAGACAGGAUAUGGAAGAAAAUCCGACAUAUGGAGCGUGGGCUGUACGGUGUUUGAAAUGGCCACGGGAAAACCACCGCUGGCACACAUGGACAAGAUGGCUGCCUUAUUCUACAUCGGGGCUCAGAGAGGCGUGAUGCCCUCCUUACCCGCUGGGUUCUCAGAAGAUGCCAAGGACUUUGUGAAAAUUUGCUUGACGAGCAACCAGAAACUGCGCCCUGAUGCUGAUCAGCUUCUAAAGCAUUCCUUCGUCCCCCAAAAGGAAGCCAACGCCAACUCUCGGGAAACGCAGCUCAAGAGCUGCUGUGGUCACCGUGAAGGACUGUGUGGUUGAGAGACUCAAGAGGACAUUUGAUGCAAUCGCUGACAGACACUGAACACAUCUUAUCCACCCCAACCUUACAAUUCAUCUGUGACAAUGCCGCAGUAAAUUCAAGGACUACAGACUGAUGUAAAUAUGUGCUCUUACACAGGGAGACAAUAUGUAUAGAGAUGAUUAAAUAAUACAUUUUUGUAACUGAAUACAUGUGCCAAUCUGACAUCCUGUUACUAGAGGUCUAGGUUCUGAUAAAAUGCUUUUGAAAAUAACACUAUACAAUUUAAACUGCUUGUCAUUUUCUUAUAAUAGGCUACUAGACGUUUUCAUUUAGUCAACCAUCUCAGGCAUUAAUUAAAGACAUAGUUCAUGUACUCAAGGGACAAAAUGACAAAAAAACAAACAAACAAAAAAAAAUCAGAAUGUAUACUGUGUCAGGGUAGUGGCAACU
Messenger RNA from Salarias fasciatus (jewelled blenny), 4091 nucleotides. RefSeq names its product mitogen-activated protein kinase kinase kinase 19 (gene map3k19). The transcript has 10 exons. Gene Ontology annotation, biological process: protein phosphorylation. Bases 77 to 3658 code for a protein of 1193 amino acids. Gene Ontology annotation, molecular function: ATP binding; protein kinase activity. The record is from RefSeq and is a predicted model, not a curated record. NCBI's taxonomy places the organism in Eukaryota, Metazoa, Chordata, Actinopteri, Blenniiformes, Blenniidae.